Molecule: messenger RNA, 1179 nt
Organism: Haliotis rufescens (red abalone)
Lineage: Eukaryota; Metazoa; Mollusca; Gastropoda; Lepetellida; Haliotidae
Product: opine dehydrogenase-like
Exons: 1
Coding region: 1-1179 (392 amino acids)
Molecular function (GO): oxidoreductase activity
Source: RefSeq, a predicted model, not a curated record
AUGAAAGUAACAGUGCUGGUAUGUGGUGGUGGAAAUGGAGCUCAUGUUCUAGCAGCUUUAGUAGCUUCACAAACUGACAUGCCCUGUCGUGUCCUUGCACUUUCCCAGGCUCGGGAAUGGAGAGAGGCUUCAACGAGUAAAAUCCUGUCCUGUUCAUUCCCUUGUAGAGGCGCCAAGUCAAUUGUAUACAAAGCUAACCCCCAUACAAUAUCUGACAACCCAGCAGAAGUGGUGCCAGGAGCAGACAUCAUUGUUUUGGUUGUCCCUGCGUUCUCCCAUGGGAAGUACCUGGCAGCCAUUGAACCCUACAUGCAGAAGGGGACCAUUCUUGUUGCCUUGCCCGGACAGGCUGGUUUUGAUUACCAAGCAUGUCACAUUCUUCGAAAUAAAUUGAAUGAUCUCACUAUCAUAUCGGCGGAAUCCCUUCCCUGGGCCUGUAGAAUAUCUGAGUACGGAGUCAAGGUAGAUGUAAUUGGUGUUAAAGAGUUAUUGCAUAUGUAUGUAGUUCACAAAGAUGGCCAAAUGUGGCUCAAUCAUUUUCAGGUGUUAAAAUCAAUCUUUGGGCCGUUUCCAGUUCUUAAGCAGGUCAACCAUAGCAUGGAGCUCGCCCAUUUGCCCUCUGCCCUUCAUCUUGGAAUAAUGUACGGCAAAUGGAGAGAUUGGAACCACGAGUCUCUAUCCGAGAACCCACUCUUCUACCAAGGUACAGAUGACUUCCAAGCACAGUAUAUCAGUGACCUUGACAGUGAGGUCAGAAAGAUAAAGGUGAAAUUGCUACAGGAACGACCAUAUGAAUUACCAUCUGGCCUUCAGUGGUUGGUAAACUGCUACUGGCCGAUCAUUUCUGACCAAAGCAGCCUAAAAUAUGCUCUGACAACCAACAAGGCAUUUGAUGGAUUACUACAUCCUAUGUUGAAAGUGGGAGGAGGAUACAUACCAGAUUUUAAGGGCCGGUAUCUUUCUGAAGAGGUACCAUUUAAUCUCGUAGUAUUUAAAGGCCUAGCCCAGAUCGUUGAGGUAAAUACACCUGUAAUAGAUAGAGUGUUACACUGGAGUCAGCAGAAACUAGGAAAGAUAUACAUCGUUGGGUCUGAACUAAGAGGAAGGGACCUACCGGAGACAAGAGCCCCACAAGUGUAUGGAAUCAGAUCCCCAGAUGACGUGAAGAAAUGGCUAUAG